AUGCUGCGACUGUUGGGACUGUGGCCCUCACCGGUGUCUCACGGCGAGGGUAUCGGCGAUGCCCUGGCUCUGGUGCGCGGCUGGCUCUGCUGCGCCAUGGUGGGCUUCGCGUCGGUCACCAUCGGGGCCAAGCUGUGCAUGGACACUCCGGAGGAGCUGACCGCGCUCACCGACUGCGGCUACAGUCUGUUACGGCUGUCUGCCAUUACAGUGAAGGUUGCCUGCUUCAUUCUGCAGAGGACCACUCUCCAAGAACUUGUCAAGCAACUGGCGGACAUUAGGAACAUACACGGAAGAAGACAGGCCAACUGUCGUGUGCGCAACUUCUACCAGCGUCGCGCCACAAUUGUCUACCGCAGCCUACAGGUAUUAGUGAUGACAGUAAUUUGCGGCUGGAUCACCGCACCGCUGUUGCAACACAAGAAAGCUGAUGAAAUUCGUGACUCACGGAAGGUGGAACGACAGACACCGCUGCCAAUCUGGCUGCCGCUUGAUCUGCAGCGGUCGCCGACCUUCGAGAUAAUAUACGUGGUACAGGCGCUGUGUGGCACCGCGGCGGUGCAGCUCUCCAUGCUGUUGGACACCUCCUUCUACAAGCUGACGCUGCUGGUGACGGCCGAGCUGCAGGUCCUCAACGACAACCUGGUGGUUCUCGGGAGAGCGGACGUGUGUGCCGAGCGAAGGGGUAGUUUUCCCACAGAUGUGCCCGGACAGGAAAGGGACGGUCUUGAUGUUCCACCGAUUAAACAGACUGCUGCUCCAAUCACUGAGAAUAACGAUCGCUCAAGGAAGCUACUGUACUUUCAGUUGGUGGAAAAUGUACGUCAUCAUCAGGCCAUUAUCAAGUAA
This is a messenger RNA of Schistocerca nitens (vagrant locust), 849 nucleotides long. RefSeq lists its product as uncharacterized. Bases 1 to 849 code for a protein of 282 amino acids. The record is from RefSeq and is a predicted model, not a curated record. Gene Ontology annotation, biological process: sensory perception of smell; detection of chemical stimulus involved in sensory perception of smell. NCBI's taxonomy places the organism in Eukaryota, Metazoa, Arthropoda, Insecta, Orthoptera, Acrididae. Gene Ontology annotation, molecular function: odorant binding; olfactory receptor activity. Gene Ontology annotation, cellular component: plasma membrane. The transcript has 3 exons.